Eleginops maclovinus (Patagonian blennie) is the source of this 5024-nucleotide messenger RNA. It is a transcript of the gene dlg2, whose product is annotated as discs, large homolog 2 (Drosophila). NCBI's taxonomy places the organism in Eukaryota, Metazoa, Chordata, Actinopteri, Perciformes, Eleginopidae. The record is from RefSeq and is a predicted model, not a curated record. Gene Ontology annotation, biological process: embryo development; establishment or maintenance of epithelial cell apical/basal polarity; cell-cell adhesion. The transcript has 29 exons. Gene Ontology annotation, cellular component: basolateral plasma membrane; neuron projection; neuromuscular junction. The coding region runs from base 1152 to 4277 and encodes 1041 amino acids. Gene Ontology annotation, molecular function: kinase binding.
AGUUCAUAAUGCUAGCACUACAGUACAGUACCUGCCUUUGAAUGAAGAUAUGUGGCAGCGCGAGGACAGUGCUGUUUCACAUCAGAGGAAGUGUCCGGCGAAUGCACGCGCACCAUUUUUCGGAAUAUGAACAUACAUGGAGUCAUUUGAGAGCCAUGCGUUUUCUCCCACAGUUGGCAGGCAGGUAUUCUCCCACAGCCAGGCUCGCACCGGGGAAGCAUUUGAUUCGGCACCGCCGCUGGAUGGUGAUUUAGCAUGAAUGCUAGCUAACUAAUGAACAGCACGCUGUUUAUAAGUCUGUACAGGCAGCGUUAACAUGCAGCGCGAAAGGUUUUGUUAAAUAUUAUCAAUUGUCGUUAUUCGCUUCAUGGGUGGCACACACAUGUCCGUCCAGAAGUCAGAACCUCCAGACAGAAACUCUGUGUGACGUCAGCUUGCAUUUCUUACCAAAGGAACCGUGACGUGAGGGUUUCUUUUUAAACAUUCAUUUGAGUUUGAAGUACGCUCUACCCUGGCUUUUGUCUUGUAGGCAGGUAAAUGACACUCCAGGUAUGCAGGUCGGAUAAUGUUGAUACAGGAAAUGGAGCAGCUCUUCAGACAGAACCGAGCCAGGACUGCCGCCCUCCGGCUGCGUGUGGACCUGACGGCUCCUCUGUACCAUGGAACACUGAAGCAGCUAUCCUACACUCUCUGCACCCGGCUGUAAGGACUCCACACGUCUGUCCCGAGUUCUGUGUUGCCCCCUUAACCGUCUGUCGUUUGGACCAGCGUGAUCUGCCUUCUUUUCAACCAAAGGAAGUUUUUUUGUUGUUGAAGUAAACACAGACUGUUGUCUUACACAACCUCAAGUUCCAAAGCAUUCUCACACCGAGGACCCUUGCCUUGUUUUACAGGGGACCUUAUCUUUCCACCUCUGUUGCUACCGUCACCAGAGGCGGGACUCCUUUAGCUAAAAUCUGUGGAAUGAAUAUUUUCACCUUUUGACACAGAUCGCUAAGGGCCUUUCCUCUCACAAAGCUUGGGGGAGAACUCACUUUUUUAAAACCAUCCCCCUUUUUGUUAUCCCACCAAGAAAAAAAAAGAAAAAAAGACCAUGAAUUGAAGACUGAACUGAAAGCCUUAGUGAGAGUCAAGUUUACAGGGAGGUAGCCAUGCCUAUUAGAAAAAAAGACACAGCGCGGGCCCUCGGGCUGUUGGAGGAGUACUGUACUAAACUGAGGAGGCCAGAGGAGCAGCAGCUCAAAACUGCCAUCCAGAGAGUCAUGGGGAUCUUCAAAAGCAACCUGUUUGGAGCUCUUCUUGAUAUCCAGGAGUUUUAUGAAGUUACACUGCUAAACACACAGAAGAGCUGUGAGCAAAAGCUGGAGGAGGUCAACCACAUGGCCGACAAGUGGGAGAGGAGCGUGUCCAUACAGAACUCCGAGCCUGCACACUCUGUCUGUCCAGUGGAGGAGCAGAAGGAGCAGAGCAGUUCAGAGCCCAGCGGGAAUAAGAGGGGGGAGAUCAGCACUCACACCUCUGAGAACAGGCCACCUGCAGUACAGGGGUCCCCCCACAACGGCCAACCCCCACCCUGCAUGAACCCUGCCUUGAUGAACGCUCCAUGGCAGUACCACUACCAAGAAGACGACUCGCCGCCUCUCGACCAGGGGUUCCCGCGGCUCACCAACGAGGUGCGCGCCCCUGAGCUGGUGCACGUUUCCGAGAAGAACCUGUCUGAGAUUGAGAAUGUGCACGGCUACGUGUCUCAUUCCCACAUCUCUCCUCUCAAGCCUGCACUGGUUACCCGUUUUGAUCUUGCAUACCCGGGUGUGACCACAGCAAACUACAUGGCCAGCCCCGCCCCGAUCAUCGUCAACACAGACACUUUGGAGUCUGCUCCUUACGUCAAUGGAACAGAAAUUGAAGACGAGUUUGAGGAAAUCACUCUAGAGCGGGGUAACUCUGGGUUGGGCUUCAGCAUUGCCGGUGGGACAGACAACCCCCACAUCGGCGACGACCCCGGCAUUUUCAUCACUAAGAUCAUCCCAGGAGGAGCUGCAGCAGAGGAUGGACGCCUCAGAGUAAAUGACUGCAUCCUGCGGGUGAACGAUGCAGACGUGUCUGAAGUGUGUCACAGUAAGGCGGUUGAGGCUCUGAAAGUUGCAGGCUCUAUCGUCCGGCUGUAUGUGCGGCGCCGCAGGCCGAUGCUCGAGACCAUCAUCGAGAUCAAACUCAUCAAAGGACCCAAAGGGCUGGGCUUCAGUAUUGCAGGUGGCGUUGGAAACCAGCACAUCCCAGGUGACAACAGCAUUUACACCACCAAGAUCAUUGAUGGCGGUGCAGCUCAGAAGGACUGCAGACUACAAGUAGGGGACAGGCUGUUAAUGGUGAACAACUACAGUCUGGAGGAAGUGUCUCAUGAAGAAGCUGUGGCCAUUUUGAAGAACACGUCGGACGUGGUCUACCUAAAGGUGGGAAAGCCCACCAAUGUAUACCUGUCAGAUCCCUAUGGGCCUCCUGAUAUCACACACUCAUUCUCUCCAGCCAUGGAAAAUCAUAUCUCCUCCCCCAUCAACAGUGGCACUCUGGAGUACAAGUCUUGCCUCCCCCCCAUCUCCCCUGGGAGUUAUUCCCCCCUCCCUAAGCACUUGCUUGGAGAAGAGGAUAUAAACAGGUUGGAUGGUUUUCCUUUCUUACGAAAUGCCUCACUAGAUGACGGAGAGGGUCACAGGUUUGAUUCCCAGCACUUCCAGUUAAGGCCUCCUGAGCCAGUUUACAGCACUGUGAACAAACUAUGUGAGAAAGCACCCUCCCCCCGACACUAUUCCCCAGUGGAGUGCGAAAAAAGCCUCCUCCACUCCGCCCCCCUCCCAUAUCAGUUAAGCCUGUUCCCUGACUUGGACAUCACCAGGGAACCCAGGAAGGUUGUGCUGCACAAAGGCUCCACAGGCCUGGGCUUCAACAUUGUUGGCGGUGAAGACGGCGAGGGCAUCUUCGUAUCCUUCAUCCUGGCCGGGGGGCCUGCUGACCUGAGCGGAGAGCUGAGGAGAGGGGACCAGAUCUUAUCGGUCAAUGGGAUCGACCUCCGAGGAGCCACACAUGAACAAGCAGCAGCGGCUCUGAAAGGGGCGGGGCAGGUGGUCACCAUCUUCGCCCAGUACAGACCAGAAGAGUACGGGCGUUUUGAGGCCAAAAUCCAUGACCUGCGGGAACAGAUGAUGAACCACAGCAUGAGCUCCGGGUCAGGGUCUCUGCGGACCAAUCAAAAGAGGUCGCUUCAUGUGAGGGCUCUGUUUGACUACGAGAAGUCAAAGGACAGCGGCCUCCCCAGCCAGGGGCUCAGCUUCAAGUAUGGGGAAAUCCUCCAUGUCAUCAACGCCUCAGAUGAUGAGUGGUGGCAGGCCCGCCGGGUCACUCCUCAUGGAGACAGUGAGGAAAUGGGUGUCAUCCCUAGCAAGAGACGGGUGGAAAGGAAAGAGCGAGCGCGGCUAAAGACGGUGAAGUUCAACGCCAAGCCAGGCUCAUUUGAUUCCAAAGGAUCAUUCAAUGACAAACCUAAAAAGAAUUUCAUCUUUACACGAAAGUUCCCAUUCUACAAGAACAAAGAGGGUGAGCAGGAUGGCAGUGAUUCUGACAGGAGUCAAGAGGAUGUGAUUCUCUCAUAUGAACCUGUGAUGCGGCAAGAAAUUAAUUAUGCCCGACCCAUCAUCAUCCUGGGACCGAUGAAGGACAGAAUCAAUGAUGACCUGAUUUCUGAAUUCCCGGACAAGUUUGGAUCUUGUGUUCCACCUGCUAACUCUUCAGGGCACCAAGAUACCACUCGGCCGAAGAGGGACUACGAGGUGGACGGCAGAGACUACCACUUUGUGGGGUCCAGAGAGCAGAUGGAGAAGGACAUCCAGGAGCACAAGUUCAUCGAGGCGGGGCAGUACAACGAUAAUCUGUACGGGACCAGCGUCCACUCUGUCAAAUAUGUGGCUGAAAGGGGGAAACACUGCAUUCUGGAUGUGUCUGGAAACGCCAUCAAGCGACUACAAGUAGCACAACUCUAUCCCAUCGCCAUCUUCAUCAAACCAAAGUCUAUUGAUACAUUAAUGGACAUGAACAAGAGACUGACAGAGGACCAGGCCAGGAAGACAUUUGACAGAGCUUUGAAGCUGGAGCUAGAGUUUGGUGAAUUCUUCACAGCCCUGGUUCAAGGAGACACCUUAGAGGACAUUUAUAACCACUGCAAACAGGUCAUAGAAGAACAUUCAGGACCCUAUAUCUGGAUCCCCUCAAAGGAGAAACUAUAAUAACUCAUCUGCCUGGAAGGGAGUCUGGACUGUUAGGAUUUAGUAAUAAGAUGUAACAUAUGAUAACUUCAUGGCGAUGAAUUGUCUUCAUAAAUUAUUAUUGUGUAUAUGUUUCAUGUUCUAUUUUUGUUUUUUCACUUAUUUUUGUUUAUCGCUUAAUUUUUCGCUCAACUUCAAUGUUCGUGAAUGUAUUCCACAAAAUGUUAUGUCUUGAAAUAUGAACCGCUAACAUAUUUUUUGAAUUUUAUUUAAACUAAAAGGAAUAGAAAUGUAAUGAGCACGGAAUAAAUAUGUUCAUUUGUCGACAUCAGCACUGUGGAAUUUCAGACUGGAAGUUGGAGCUGGCACACACACUGCACCCCCCCCCCCCCCCUUUCAUACUGCAGAAAUAGCACAUAAUAAUCAUAUUGAGUUUGUCUUUUUCUCUGAUUUGCAUCCCCUAAAAACAACUUUGCUUUGUGUUUGUUUACAUCGUUGUUUCUUCUUUGAAUUACUGUAUUUAUUUCUCUGACAUGACAUUGUGUAUGAGUGAGGAUAUGUUUUAUUCACUGUAAGACUUUCAUGUUUUUUUAUUUAGAAGCCCAUAUUCCUCUUCACGCUGUUGCAUUGACAAUGAUUAAAGGGAGAAAGCUGCCUUUGGCACCUGAGAUCUAACACUAUAUUUUGCUACUUAAAUUGCUAGGGGGCACAAAUGCACAUAAUUAUUUAUUGUUGAAAAUAUAACUUUGAUUAAAAGGUCAUUCAAGA